CAAAAACAAAUAAUACAACCUGAUACCCAAAGCGAAAGACCAAAGCUGCUAAAUCUGGUUUCCUCUUUAUUUUAUUUGUUAAUCCUAUUUUUCAUUUGUUUCUUAGGAUUAUUGGGUACCAUUUUUUUUUUUAAAUCUCUAUAAUAUAGGCUUCUUUUGACCCAAAAACCUUUAUUUAUUUAUUUUUUUAUAUUUCUUUUUUGCAAUUUUUUUUUCAACUUCAAAUAGAUAUAUAUACACACAUAUAUAUAAGAAUAUAAUCUUUUGGUUCUAGAAUUAAUAUGGACCAAAAUUAUAUCUUCUUAAACGACAGUAUAUGCUGACGUAAAAUAAAUAAAAUAAACGACAGCAACAUUUUUUUAAGGAAAAAAAAAAAAAACCAGACAUAACCGAAAAGACUAAACGGAGUAAUCAUGUGUUGGACCGGAGAUGCUAACGGGGCGUGAAUCGAACUGGGCUACCGCCUGUGUUCACGUACAGGGUAGUACUCUGAACGAGAGGGAGGCAAGUGAGGACGUUGCUAAGUCGAAGAACAACAAAUCUAUUUCAUUCGUGGCUUUCAAAUAUUGUUUUUUGGGGUGUUUUUAUUUUUUAUUUUUUUUAAUUUUUUUGCAGCAAUUUGUAUCUGUUUGUAAAGCACUAGCAUUUCUAUGUUUCAGUUUGUUUUCAUAGUUUUUGGGUAAUUUGUUUUCAAAAGUGACCGGCUCUGAAGAUUACCUUCUCAAUUGCCCUCUUCCCUUUGGCACAUCCAUUCGUUUUUCUGGUUAAUUAAGCUUGGAAAGAGAUUUCUUUAUGGGUGAUUCUAAAGACCCAGGUUUGGAACUGUAUGAUAUUUACUUUUGCUCUGCGUAAGCUUUAAAGGUAUAAGAAGGUAAUUUUGUUGCAUAAAUUGCACUCUUUUCAGCAUAUAGUACUAACCGAUUUAGUAUUUUAAUAAUUUGUUUUGAGUAUUUAUAAAGUAUAUAUUGAGAGCUAAAAAUCUAGGAUUUUGUGUGAACUGUGAAGUACUUUCUCUGUUUUCAUUUUUGGAUAUCGUUUUUUGUGGCAUGGAAUUCCAUGUGUGAGAAAUUUCCUAGAUACUUCUUCCAAUUGUUGGGCAUAUAGGAUUUAAAUGUUUGCAUGCUUUUAAACAUAUGGAAGCUGAUUUCAUAAAAUUCGAACAUAUAUACCAUUUUUAUUUUGUUGCUGAAUACAAGCAUCUCUGUUAUUCACUGUGGCAUUCUAAUAAUGUAAUGUAUUCUAAUAUUCAGCAGAUGGUCAUCGAUUAAUGUUAUUAAGUCUGAAAGGGCCGUGUUCUUCAGCUUGGGUUGGUUAUUUUAGACAUGAAAAUAACGAAGUCGAUGCCAAUUGUGGCAUUCAUUAAGUAAAUGAUUUGUGCAUGCAUCCCUGGCACAGACGAUGAUUUGGAGAAGGCUAUUUAUAUCAUAGGUUAUAUAUAGUUCUUGGAGGAAUAAUCAAAAUUCUAUGAGUUCAUGUUGAGAGAAAGAAAUUUAAGGGUAUUUAUGCUGCCGCUGGGUAGAGAGAGUUAUUAUUGACCACGAGCAAAUUAGAAAUACCAACUGCUAAGUUUUGGGAGAAAAAGAGGAUAUGUGGUUCCUUUUGCCAGCUUCGAGCUAUGAAAGCAUGCAGAUAUAGGAAUGAUGGAUGUGGCUGCAAAUGACCUUAAUGCCUGUUAUAGAUCUCAUUAACGGUGCUCUACCAAUGCCGUACUUCCAUUUGUGUCCCCCCUUUGGUUUGGGAAAAGCUUCUUCUACUGUUUUCUGUCAUUUUUCCUAGCCUUUCUUUUUUUGUAUUCUCAGAGCUCUGAAAUUUGAUAAAAUUUCCAAUAUGGUCAUUCUAGUAUAUGGACAACGGUUUAUGAAAUAAAUCAUGGAAGGUGUUUCUAGAGUUGCAUCUAUCUGGACUUCUCAAAUUUCUCCUUGCAGGUAGUCUGGACGGUUAACUAUUAUGCAAGCUAGCACAAGAAAAGUAAAGAACAAAUCCCGAGUACCGACUGAACAAAAUCACCUCAUGUCGGGAUGCUAUAACAACAGCCAGUAAAAGGAGGCCAUAGAUGGAUCAUGGAUCAGCUUGAUGAGUACUUCUGUGAAGUUCACCUUUUUCCUUUUGAGGUUGGACUUGUGUAUUGGAUUUCUGAAAUGUGGCUUCACUUUGCUGUUUGUGGCAUAGGAGAAGAUUGGAAAUCUGCCUACCUAAUUGUUUAUGUGAACUUACGGGUAGGGAGGUUGAUUUUUCUUUCUUGCAAGGCUAUUGAUUCACUUGUAUCUAGGUUGCAUUAUUGUGAUACUGAUAGGUCAUAUUUUCUGCCCUUUUUUUUUUAUUUUUUUAUUUUGUAGAUAGUACUAAUUAGGUCUAUACUUGCGCUUGAACUUUAGUAAGCUGUUUACCUGUGGCAAAAAAAGAACAAGAAAACUUAUUACUUGUCGUACCCAAAAAUUAUUUUUUUUCUUUUAUGAUUUGUUGUACUCAAAAAUUCUUUUUUUCUUUUUCUUUUUCAUUUUCAUUUUUUUUUUUUUUUGGGCUAUUGUUUGACAGAUCUCAUUAGUUGCUAUGCACCUAAAACUUCCUGCUUGGAUCAAGAUUAAAAAAUAAUAAUAAAAAUAACAGAUUCCUGCUUGGACAGCAAGUAUAUGCCAAAUAUAUAUGUAUUGUACACGAAGGAGGUCUUGGCUUAUGGCAAAUAUGUCUAAUAAUAAUAUAAUAUAUUAAUAAUAAUAAUAAUAGUAAAAAGAAUAAAUUAUUUGUCAUGUGGAUCAAAUUUUGAUCUUCUCAAGUGAUUAGCAAAAAUUUUUGUUCCAAACAUCACCAUUUUUCAAAAAAAAAUUUUUUUUUUUUGGUUGGUAGGGAGCCUAACAGGUUUGCUUUUGUAGGUUCACAGAUUUUAAUGGAGUUUUGGUGAUUUGAUUAAAUUUAGCGUCUCCGUGACAACUCAACUAAUAUCUUCAGUCCUUUACCCAAAAAAACUAAUAUCUUCAGUUCUGAAUAUGUGGCAAAUCUCAAUUCUGUUGUGGGUGCAAAUUGAUUCUCUUCUAAAUCGUUUAGCAAAUCAAAAAACUUUCAACUCAAAACAAAAUACACUACAUUUCACAGGCUAGUUUCUUCGUGACUAUUAGGUACUUUAUGAAAAUUACAAAGCUAAGUAUCUUAGACCUUUGGCAUACAUAUUCAAUUAUUUAGAUGCAAAAGACAACUAUUUGGUCAUGGUUUUGCGGCCGAAGAAAUAUAAUAUUAUCCAUAAAUUACUCCUGAACUUGUGAUAGCAGCUAUUAAUUUAACGUUAUUAUUAAUACGAUUGUGAGCAAGCCUUCUGAUGUGGAUAGAAAGAGCCAUCCCCAAGAAUUUCUCAUCCAUUUCUUAAUUUUGCUUUUAAGUUUGAAAAUUAGUUUGGAAGAAAGGAAACCCAUUUCUGAAUAUAAGUGACUGAGUCUUCUUUCCUCCAAUUCAGGAUUAAAAGCCUCUUCACUCUUAUCUAUUUUUUCACUCCAAAACCGUUCUUGUUUUGAACCAGUUUUUUUCUGCUUUCUGGACAAGCAAAAGCAAAAAGGUUUUAAUGGAGACCCCAAAUGAUGUUUCCUUUGCCAGUGCAGCCAGUAGUCCAAGCAGGUUCAGCCUUGAAGGUAUGAUAUACUACAGUGCCCCAACUAGUCCUAGCAGAAAGGUGUCACCAAAUCCAAAUUUAUUUUUUGGAAGCCUAACUGAACCAACAACACCAAGGACUUAUGAAGACGCCAAUUCCAAUCUCGAUGACUUCGAAUUCGAUACCAGUCAUCGUUUGGAUCAUAUCAGCAUCAAUAUGGUAUCGAAGCAGGAGUUCCACAGCAUGUUCAAUAGAGAAAAGCAGCCAAAGGGGCGUGGGGACUCCCUUCCCACCAUGGCAUUUGCUGAUGAGCUGUUUUGUGAUGGCAAAGUCAUGCCUCUUGCACCUCCACUCAAGCUUCCACCGUCCCACAGAGGCCACAUCGACAACAUAAGUGGUAAUUUCAGCUCCACCGCGUCGUCCCCGAGAUCACCGAGUUCGGUACUUAAGCUUCCAUUCUCACGGCGGUGCUUGUGGAACGAUGAUUUUGAUCCUUUCAUGGUGGCAUUAGAGAAUGUCAAAGAAGAAAAGAGAGGGAAAACAAAAGCAGACAAUCACAGACGGGCUCGGUCUUUGUCACCCUUAAGGGUGACUUCCAAACAGAAGUCCAAUGGGUCUUUGGACUUGAGCAAUGAACAAAACAAGCAAAUGGGUUCUCCUCAGAGACCCAUUCAAUUGUUGGGAUUUGACCCAAAUAAGCAGAGGAAACUCACUGUCUCACCUUCUACAAGGUUGGCCGAUGUUCCAGAAGUCGAUCAAAGUCCAAAAAGUUUGGUUGCGCCCAAAGGACUCAUAAUUGCAAGACAACUUGAGAAGAUGAACAGCGAGACACCCUGCAAGCCCAAUAAGACAUCACCAGGGCCCAAAGUGGAAACUGGUGGUGAAAAUGAGAUGGGUAAAGAGGGUGGAGGGUCAAGAAAAAGGGUCAGCAAGAGGAAGAGACUGAAGAAAUUUCUUUUGAGGAGUUUAUCACUUAGUAGCAAAGUAAAUGACGAAGAGAAGCUAAAUAGUGAAAGCGUAGCUUCAAGGAAACCAAGUUUUCUAAGGAGGUUUAGUAGCUUUAAGUCUGAAGAACAGGCCCAAGAUUCCAAUGGGGAUAAAAUGGUGCCUCAUGUUGCAAAAAUGGCACUUGUGCAUUACAGGCCAAGGUUUACUCUUUGCUUAGGUUAUACGACAACUUGAUGAACCAGAGUCAUGAACCCAAAAAAACAAAACACGAAAAACCAAAUCUUAAAAUGUUUUAUGGGAUUUGUGUGUUAAUGUCCUUGUGUGUGGGUAUUGUCUUUGUAAUGUUAACAGUGCUUGUGUUUCAUCAACCCCAUGUGUGGGGAAUUCUUUGUAUUCAAGAAAAGUGAAAAUCUCUGUCGAUGUAUAUAAUAUUACCGAUUUUAUAACUUCAUAGUCAUGCAAUUUUUUAUUUCUGCAUA
This is a messenger RNA of Ziziphus jujuba (common jujube), 5004 nucleotides long. RefSeq lists its product as uncharacterized. NCBI's taxonomy places the organism in Eukaryota, Viridiplantae, Streptophyta, Magnoliopsida, Rosales, Rhamnaceae. The transcript has 5 exons. The record is from RefSeq and is a predicted model, not a curated record. The coding region runs from base 3551 to 4759 and encodes 402 amino acids.